Molecule: messenger RNA, 5668 nt
Organism: Cherax quadricarinatus
Lineage: Eukaryota; Metazoa; Arthropoda; Malacostraca; Decapoda; Parastacidae
Biological process (GO): regulation of transcription by RNA polymerase II
Molecular function (GO): DNA-binding transcription factor activity, RNA polymerase II-specific; RNA polymerase II cis-regulatory region sequence-specific DNA binding
Source: RefSeq, a predicted model, not a curated record
ACCUGUGACUUUGAUGGUGUGAGGCGCCUGUGCUUGCUGACUAAUGAUCUUCAGCACAUAAUUGAUGUUCCUGGGAAGAAAUAUUAAUCAGCGACUUGGGAAUAUCAGUGAGAUGCUGAAAAAGCUGUUUUCAACGUACAUUAGGCAAAAAAUGGAAUUUGCAGCUGCUGUGUGGUGUCAGCACCUUAAAGCAUGUUAAUUAGACAUAAGUGCAAAGAGGAGUUGGAAAAUGGACCCUAGAGCUAGAUAAAAGACUGAAAACACUAAAGGUGCUAACUGAUAGGAGGAAAAGAGGAGAUAUGAUAACAACAUAUAAGAUGUGAAAGAAUAGAUAAAGAAGUUUAGUAUCUUCAAUGGAGAGACUGUAACUAGAGGCCACAGAUAUAAAUUAAGGACUUGAGUCCUGGAGAGAGAAAAAUGUGAGAAGUUGGCAACAUUAUUUAAUUUUUAUUUAGUUUGUUGUGUUCAUUAAGUUUGAUUUUUUUUUUUAUAUAACUUAAAUAAAAUGAAGAAAGUUAUCAUCCCAGCUAAUGGUAAAAGUAUGCCACCUCUUGUAAUGGUGGGGCCAGCAGAGGCAGCAAAGUCUCUGCCUACACAUGUCCAGCCUAUACUACUAAAGACAUUUAAAGCACCAGCACAAGCCAGUCAGCCAAAGCUCAAUACUCAGUCCAUGGUUUUGAAAAUGAAUCCGCCAAACUCAAAUAAUGCCUCAAACAUGUGCUUCAUGCAGACCUCGGUUGGAAAGAAAGUUUUGCUGACCAAUGUAAAUACUUCUACACCCUCAAACAAAGUUUUAUUAGUUCCCAAAACUAAUGCUCCACCUGUCAUAUCGUCAUCAGCUGCCACUCCACCGCAGAUCAGUCCAGUGGCUUCUGCAAAUGCUCCUUGCACAGUUGUUUUCCAGCCCUCAUCAUCAACUGUAGCAUCUCCAGGGAUAGCAGUGCCAACAAGCCAGCCCAUAAUGUUGAAAGUUUCUGGCUUGGCUCCACUUGUAGUUCAGCAUACCCCCCUGGCACCAGUAGUGAGCAUUAAACAUGAGCCAGGAAUAGAAGACUCACAAAUGAUAACUGUUAUCAGCAAUUCCACCACUACACCCACUACCACUACUACUGUAACCCAGCCUAUCACAUCCAUAUCCCCUAAUUCUAGCCCCUUUGUGAUUUUAAAGGGCACAACACUUUUAAGGUAGUAGGGAAGCCCGUCCCUGUAAAGCUCAAUCCCCGAUUUCAGAAGAUAGCACCAAAAGCUCAAUUUUUUACUGGGCCAUUCUCACAACCACUUCAUUUGCCCAUUCUCAAGAAAGUUGACACUACACAAAAUGUGCAAUCUUCUCCUUCUACCAAAAAUGGAAUGUCAAGUAAACCACCUGCUUAUUUAAAUAUUCAGGUCAAGGAUGAGCCUCAAGAGGCAGCAUCCGGUGAAGCUAUUACUCUAGAUGGUGUGCACAUCAAGGAGGAGAGACUAGACCUGCAGUCAGAACAGGAGGCAACUUUCCCGGAGGCAACUGAGGAUGCCUCUGGUGUCAAUUCCAUCUUAGAUGUCAGAAUCAAAGAGGAACCAAAGGAUGAGCAGUGUGAAUUGUUGGCCAAAGAUGAGCAGUUGAGACAAGUGCUGGAAGUGACAAACAACAACAUCAAAGUGACUCCUCAACCCAAGUUCUUCAUCCGGACAUCCGAGGGAAAACUGGUAUCUAUUUCACCUGAGGAAGCAGAAGCUCUGGGCUUAGAUCACAAAGAUAAGGUAGAAAAUAACCAGAAAAAGCUUUUGAAUGCACUCUCUUCUAUUAAGAAUUUUACAUUUCAGAACACUUUUGAACAGCAGGAUUUGAAUAAAAAGCCAGAAGCUGUUGCUCUCAUCCCAGAUGACGUCAACGUUAAAGAUUAUGUCAACUGUCAUGUUCCGCCAGCUGCAGAAAAAACAGCUACUCUAAUGAAGAACCUGCAUAACAAGAGUCUUCGAACAAAUGCCAAGUAUGUAAUUGCUCCUAAGAGCAAUACAACAAUAAUUGGAGAAUACACAGUAUCAGAACGGCGUUUCCUCCGAAUCCGUAUUGGAACUGAACGAGACAUUUGUGACAUUCCUAUAACCCCUCUCAACGCUUAUCAGUGUCCUUUUUGCACUAGAAACUUCAAAACUAAGGAUCACCUAAUUUCCCACAUACGAGUGCAUACAGGUGAAAGACCAUAUCCCUGUGAUGUAUGUGGAAAACGGUAUCGUCAGAGAAUUGACAUUACUCGUCACAUGCGCAUUCACACUGGUGAAAAGCCGUUUACUUGUGGAUUGUGCAAUGCCUCUUUUAAUCAGAAGUCUAAUUUACGAUCUCACAUGAGGAUUCAUACAGGUGAGCGCCCUGUUCAGUGUAGAGUAUGUGGGAAGGGAUUUUCACGUAAUACUCACCUAAAACAGCACAUGAAGCUUCAUACUGGGGAGAAACCAUUCCAGUGUAGUGUGUGCUUCCGCCCAUUUCGCUUCAAGUCUGGGCUUCAAGCUCAUGAGCGCAUUCAUUCAGGGUUAAAACCUUAUGCAUGUAGCUUAUGUGGCAGAUCAUUUACUCAAAUAGUAGGACUGAUUCGUCAUGAGCGCACACACACUGCUGAGAAACCAUUCCGCUGCCAGAGUUGUGGGAAGUCAUUCAAUAGUCGUGAUAUUCUGAAAGCUCAUGUUAAAAAACACACCAGUGAAAGACCCUAUACCUGUGACUUGUGUGGAAAAACAUUUACUGAUCAGGCAGCAUUGCGAUGUCACCAAAAGAAAUACCAUACUAAUAUGUUACUGUGUGUAAUAUGUCUUAGGGAAGAUUUUAAAGGAUCGCAUAGAGCUUAGAGAACAUCUUCGUGCACAUGAAAGAGAAAAUUGGGAAGAAACUCCAGAAGGUGAUCUUGUGCCAAUCAUACGACAUGACAAUUCUCAACAUAUUGUCAGCAUUGAUGACACAAUGGAGAAUUUAAUGGACAGUGACGAAGAUAUAAAUGUGGUAAAUGAUGUCAUGGUUAAAGAUGGUGCUGAAGAAAUCCAAGUUGAGGUGGAACUUGAUCCAGAUGACCCAAUGGAAUCUGAUGAGAAUACUGUUGAUGAGGAGGAGGAAGAUGUGAGUGAGUAUGAAGAACAUGAACUGCAAAUUGAAGAAUCAGAUCCUUUGGCUUAAUCAGUGUAUUUGCUUCCAAGGAAACUUUUAACUUGAAAUGCUCACUUGCACGAUCAUCCUUGAAAAAUUAGUGUUAUUGGUAUGGUGCAUUGCGUUACACUUGCAUCCAUAUUUUUUAAAUAUGUAAAGGUUCAGUUCAAAAUUUAAUUUGAAUAUUUUUAUUAAAUUAUUGCAUAUUACAUUGUUCGAAGCCCUGCGAAUAUUUUCAGUAGCUGGGUACUCUGUCUUUGCUUACUUUUAGUUACAUGUAUAGUGGUAUCAUGUUUCUUAACUGAUAUAUAGUUGAUUUUACUAUUAAUAGCUUUUAGCUUAAGAAUGUCCUAUGCAUCCCUUCAGUGUAAAGAUGGUAGCCAAGAAAUUAUAUAACAUGGGAACUCCUGUUACGUGUGCCUUACAGUGCCUUCUUGACUCAGUAUGUUACAUAAUUUUUGUAUUUUUUGUAUUCUAAAAGUUAUUGAUAGUUGCAGUUAUACAAGUAUAAUAUAGAUUUGUAUUAGAUGUUUUGUUACAUGGCCAGAGUUAAAAUGCAUUUACAAAAGAAGUGUGUAUUAGAUCAGAUUGUUCUAGAAAUGUCACCGUCGGUAAUUUCUCAAUGAUACUGAAAUAUGUUAGGGAGUGUAACAUGAAAAACAUUAAUUGUUAGGUAGGGUUUUAAAGCACUUAACAAAUGCUCCUUUCAUUUUCAUUUCCUAAUACUGUAUAGAAUAUUACUAGUUUUAGUUGACAAUAUGACAAUUCCAGCAAGCACUUCAGAACUAUUAACUAACAUAUAAACUUCAGUUACUUGUAACUUUAAAAUUAGCCAGAUUUCUCUUUCUAGAUAAAUCCUACAUUCAGACUUGAAUUAAUAAUGUGCUUAUAUAGUAAACAGAUUGCACCAAUUAUCAUUUAUAGAUGUAAUAGAACUUAUAACAUAGCUUUAUAAAAAAUAAAUUACUGUUGUGUGUCUAACACACUUAGAAAUACAAUGGACACUUCAACUGAUUCAAAUAUUUAAAGGGAAAAAAGGUGAGUGGUGCGUUGAGGUAUAUGUGGAGUCAAAAAACGUUAUCUAUGGAGGCAAAGAAGGGAAUGUAUGAAAGUAUAGUAGUACCAACACUCUUAUAUGGGUGUGAAGCUUGGGUUGUGAAUGCUGCAGCGAGGAGGCGGUUGGAGGCAGUGGAGAUGUCCUGUCUAAGGGCAAUGUGUGGUGUAAAUAUUAUGCAGAAAAUUCGGAGUGUGGAAAUUAGGAGAAGGUGUGGAGUUAAUAAAAGCAUUAGUCAGAGGGCAGAAGAGGGGUUGUUAAGGUGGUUUGGUUAUUUAGAGAGAAUGGAUCAAAGUAGAAUGACAUGGAAAGCAUAUAAAUCUAUAGGCGAAGGAAGGAGGGGUAGGGGUCGUCCUCGAAAGGGUUGGAAAGAGGGGGUAAAGGAGGUUUUGUGGGCUAGGGGCUUGGACUUCCAGCAAGCGUGCAUGAGCGUAUUAGAUAGGAGUGAAUGGAGGCGAAUGAUACUUGGGACCUGACGAUCUGUUGGAGUGUGAACAGGGUAAUAUUUAGUGAAGUGAUUCAGGGAAACCGGUUAUUUUCAUAUAGUCGGACUUGAGUCCUGGAAAUGGGAAGUACAACGCCUGCACUUUAAAGGAGGGGUUUGGGAUAUUGGCAGUUUGGAGGGAUAUGUUGUGUAUCUUUAUACGUAUAUGCUUUUGAACUGUUGUAUUCUGAGCACCUCUGCAAAAGCAGUGAUAAUGUGUGAGUGUGGUGAAAGUGUUGAAUGAUGAUGAAAGUAUUUUCUUUUUGGGGAUUUUCUUUCUUUCUUUGGGUCACCCUGCCUCAGUGGGAGACGGCCGACUUGUUGAAAAAAAAAAAAAAAAGUAAUUUAAGUCAGACUGAUGGGUCUUGAAACUCAUUGUCCAAUAUCUUUAAUGGUACAUAAAGGAGAAUCUUGAAGUUAUAGAAAAGUAACAUUUAUAAUUACAGCAAGUCUGAUAAUUAAAUUAGUUCUGGCUCAUGUAAUGACAUUAUUGAUUAUUUAUUCUUAUAUUAGCACAUUUAUGGGGCAUUGCUGUUAUUUAGUUUUAUUCCUUAUAUCACCUGUUAUGCAUAAAAUUAAACUAGAGAAAUGAGACUUGCUGAUUGUGAAGAAAGAAUGGUGUCACAUUGAUGAUGGUAGAUCUGCAGAAGUGUCAUAUGGCAUAUACAUUAGAUCUGCAGUAACAUCAUGCAGGGUAUACUGUAGAUGGGCAGUAGUGUCAUGCAGAGUAUGGUAGUUGUGCUUAAGGAUAUGCAAAACUCUUGCAUAAUACUGUCUUCCAUAUUUGCCAAUAUCUCUAAUAAACAUAUUUUCAUUAUUAAAUGGAAGUUAAUAUUUUUUUUUUGAGAUUAUUUGAUGUACUUUUUCUAAACGUAUUUUUGUAUUGUGAUGGAUAUUGCAUGUGAUGCAGUACAUGCACAGUGAAAUUACUUGCUAGGAUAUCUCUCAAGUUGUCAAGUAUUUUUUCCAAUUGUGCCUUGCAUUUUACCAUUUGGAAAUAAACUCAACGAGCUAA